This is a messenger RNA of Scedosporium apiospermum, 354 nucleotides long. RefSeq lists its product as uncharacterized. The transcript is spliced from 4 exons. Bases 1 to 354 code for a protein of 117 amino acids. The record is from RefSeq and is a predicted model, not a curated record. NCBI's taxonomy places the organism in Eukaryota, Fungi, Ascomycota, Sordariomycetes, Microascales, Microascaceae.
AUGAAUACUGCACGCUCCUUCUGGUUCGGAUGGGGCUCUCUCUGCGUCGCUGGCGCCGGAGCCUACUUCUUCGCGAAGAAGUCCAUCAACGCCGAUCGCGCGGCCAACCUUGAGGAGCGGAGGCAAAGGAAGCUGAGGGACGCAGCCCUCGCUGAACAACAAUACCUUGCCACCCAAAACGGUCAGAAAGAAGCACCCCGAACCGACGCCGUGGGCUCUCCCUCCCAAGAAGGCAGCCAAGACCCGGCUCCCACGCGCCACGCGCCCGAGAACGAGCACCAGAGAGUCUACGAGAAGAGUAAAUACGAAAGCGACAAGCCCUUUGUGAGCCGCAAAGGCGACCGCUUCUCAUAG